Molecule: messenger RNA, 5251 nt
Organism: Rhopalosiphum padi (bird cherry-oat aphid)
Lineage: Eukaryota; Metazoa; Arthropoda; Insecta; Hemiptera; Aphididae
Product: collagen alpha-1(V) chain-like
Exons: 55
Coding region: 193-5163 (1656 amino acids)
Molecular function (GO): extracellular matrix structural constituent
Source: RefSeq, a predicted model, not a curated record
UAUACAUAUAUCAAUAUUCGUUUUCAAUUUUCGUCCGACGAACGAACCAGUCCGCCGCGCGGUCGAUUCACGUUCGACACGACACGACGAAGGGACGUCGACGGACGUUGUAUUGUCGCCGCUACUUCCACACCGAACCGGUUGCGGUUUGCAGUCCUCCGCGAACGAAGGAGUUUGGCGCUCGACGAUAUUAUGGCCCGAACGCCCGUCGUGGUUUUUGCACUGAUCGCGGCUAUCGGUCUUCUGCGAAACGCGGACGCGGCGGAUCGCUGGGCACGGGUCGCUGACAGGACGACGACAAACGGUUUUAGCAUUUUGGAAGCUACAAAUAUCGCCGAACAAAAUGUGGGCGUUAGCAUUACUAGCGGCCGUUGUGCUAACGACAAGGCGUACAAACUUAACGAAAGAGCUAUUUUAAGUAUAGAGACGUCUCAGAUAUUUCCCGAGUUCCAACAAUUUCCUUUAGAUUUUUCAAUAUUAGCCGAGAUCAGAACUGACCAAGGUUCCGAUACAAACAGAGUUUUUCUCAUUUACAAUGAAGCAGGAGAUGAACAGUUGGGUUUGACAGUUGGGAGUGACAUUAUGUUGUUUUAUAACGACAUGGAAGCCCAAGAAGGAUAUAAGACCAAAAUAAAAUUUAAUACUAUCAUCAACGAUAAUCGGUGGCAUAAAUUAUUGUUCAGUAUCAAAGGAGAUUCAGUGACUAUGAUUUUGGAUUGUGAUAAACAAGUCACAAAAGAACUUAAGAGAAAUACAACAAUUAGCAAUUCAGGAAUAGUGAUGAUUGGUCAACAAUUAGAUGAAACGUUUUACCUGGGUGACAUUCAAGAGUUAAGGUUUUAUUCAACGCCAGAUGCUGCUUAUGAAAUGUGUUCCGUUGGGAUGGAUGUCUGUAUUGAAACGCAGAAUAAAACCGAAACAUCAAAAACCAACGUGAUAGACGUAAAUGAAUUUGAAGAACUUUCUACGUCCGACAUAAAUUCAUUGGAAAUGACGAGUGUUACGCAUAGCCCAAGAUCGUCCGAUACAAACAUCAGUCAGACCGCGUAUGGUGUACAGCAACCUCAGUGCAUGUCGGCAGUUCGUGGUUAUCCCGGUCCACCCGGAGAGCAAGGGCCCCAAGGUCCGAAAGGAGAUUCUGGCCGCGAUGGCAUAGACGGGUAUGCUGGUAAACAAGGACCUCCGGGACACGUGUUUCUAAUACCACUGAAUCAAAAUCAGGGGGAUAAAGGUCCGGAUAGCCAAGCCGAAAUAUUCAGACAAAUGUUGGCGCAACACAUGUUGUCAAUGAGAGGAGUUGAUGGACCAAUGGGUAUGACUGGAGUAGUAGGACCAGAAGGUCCACCUGGUCCCGAAGGUCCUAAAGGAGAGUCUGGAGAACAAGGGGAAGUGGGGCCAAGAGGUAUUAGAGGGAUGCCUGGACCAUCAGGUCGUGAUGGACACAGGGGUAGACCAGGCAGAGAUGGAGAACGAGGAGUUACAGGUCCUCCUGGAGUCAAAGGAGAGCCCGGAGUAACGGGAGCAAUGGGGUUACCUGGAGAAAAAGGAGAUCGUGGACUUCCGGGUCAAGUUGGUGUUACAGGCCCUCGUGGUAAUGAUGGUCCCCAAGGUGAAGAAGGGCCUCAAGGUUUAGCUGGCUUACCCGGAGAAAUGGGACCUAGAGGAUUUUCCGGUCUACGCGGAUUUCCUGGUUCACCUGGUCCUCCAGGAGUUCCAGGAUCAGAAGGACCUGCAGGUCCUAAGGGUAACACUGGAAAUACUGGAAUUCCUGGACCACCAGGUCAGAUUGGUCCUGCUGGUCCCAUUGGUUCCACUGGAGCAAUAGGUGCUUUAGGUCCUCCAGGAGAUCAAGGACCUCCGGGAAAACCAGGAUUGCCAGGAUUACCAGGAGCCGAUGGACUACCUGGGCACCCCGGAAAUGCAGGCGCUGUGGGAGCCAAAGGAGAUACGGGACCAACUGGAUCACCGGGUCCCGUAGGCUUUUCCGGAACACGUGGUGUAAAAGGUGACAUAGGUGUUCGUGGUCCGAUAGGAGAAAAAGGAGACAAAGGAGACAGAGGAUCCGACGGAGAAAAGGGAGAUCAAGGACUCAAAGGAGAGCCAGGAUUGGCUGGACCACCAGGUUUAGUUGGAAUUGAAGGUCCAGAAGGGCCAAAAGGAUCUGAAGGACCUCAUGGUGAAAGUGGUGCAAUUGGAUUAUCAGGUGAGAAAGGUAAACCAGGACCUGCCGGGCUUCCAGGAUAUCCUGGUGCUCCGGGUGAAAAAGGUGACAAAGGAGCAUAUGGUAAAGAUGGAAUUUCUGGCGAAAAGGGAGAACGAGGAAACACUGGAUUACCAGGAGAAAGAGGAGAAACUGGACCUAGAGGAUUCAGAGGUGCUAGAGGACGUGAAGGAUCUGAAGGAAUUCCAGGACCAAAGGGCGAUACUGGACAACCUGGGCCUACUGGGGCACCUGGAGAACGUGGAAUACCGGGUGCGGAUGGAUUAAGAGGAUUUGUCGGCCCUCCAGGCGCACCAGGAAUUAGUGGAAAAGAUGGUUUACCUGGAUUUCCAGGAGAAAGAGGUCCACCAGGUGACACGGGACCUAUAGGUGUUACUGGAAUACCCGGAGUCGUUGGGCCACCAGGUCAAUCAGGCGAAAUAGGCUCUAUUGGAGAACCAGGGCCAUCAGGUCAACCGGGUUUACCAGGAGAAUCAGGAAGACCAGGCGACGCAGGAAAAGAAGGACUUCCAGGCCCAGUUGGUUUGCCUGGAAAAUCAGGUGAACCUGGUUCACCAGGAUUGCAAGGGUUUCCUGGUGAUAGAGGAUUUCCUGGAGUACCUGGAGCAGCUGGACUAAAAGGUGACACGGGUCCUCCAGGCCCUGUUGGAUCAACUGGAGAUAAAGGACAACAAGGUGAAUCUGGCAAAGAAGGGCCACAGGGUGCAGAAGGACGCAAAGGACCUACAGGUACACCAGGUGCAGUGGGUCUGAAAGGAGAUAAGGGUGAAAUCGGACUUUCUGGUCCAAUGGGAAACGAUGGAAUGGUGGGAGCACGAGGCGUUCCAGGACCACCAGGGCCCGUUGGACCACCAGGAGAAGACGGAGAUAAAGGUGAAAUCGGCGUUCCCGGAGAAAAGGGAUUCAAAGGUUCAAAAGGGGAAAUGGGUCCGGUCGGAGCAUUAGGAAAUCCAGGAUUAAGAGGAGAACCAGGGCCAGUUGGGGUUCCAGGUGAAAAAGGUCCAAUCGGUGAAAUUGGGAGACAAGGAGCUAAAGGAGAAGAAGGGUCUAUUGGAAUUGCAGGACUACCUGGACCACCAGGGACACAAGGUAUCCCAGGACCAAUUGGACCAAAAGGCGAGCCCGGGGACAUUGGCGCCAAAGGUCCCGUCGGACAACCUGGAGCACCUGGUGAAAUCGGCCCCAGAGGAUUUAAAGGUGUUGACGGACAGUAUGGUCCAGCGGGUGCAGACGGGCCGACAGGACCUAAAGGUGAGCCAGGUGUAAUUGGACCACCUGGUCCACAAGGUCUUGAUGGAAAACACGGCGAACGCGGUCCAAUGGGUGCAAAAGGAGAUGACGGAAAAAUCGGAACGCAAGGACCAAUAGGACCUAGAGGUAACAUUGGACCAGAAGGACCAAAAGGUAAUGCCGGUGUUCCUGGAUUUCCAGGAACUCAAGGUGAACCCGGUAUUCAAGGUCCAAAAGGCGACAGGGGUCGAGACGGUGAUGAUGGAAAAAUAGGUGCUCCAGGACCUCCAGGUGAAAUUGGCCCACCCGGUAAUCCAGGUAUCGUGGGUCCUCCAGGACGAACUGGAAACGAAGGUCCAUCAGGACCUCAAGGAAGUUCAGGAUUACCCGGAGAAAAAGGCGAUCAAGGUUUAAUAGGGGGUACAGGUUUACCCGGACCAAUUGGAAUAUCAGGUACUCCUGGUGCACAGGGACCUCAAGGACCAAUAGGUUCACCUGGCUUAGCGGGUGAAGUUGGUUUACCAGGAAGACCCGGGAAAGAUGGAGAACCAGGAAAAAUUGGUGAAAUCGGGCCUCCUGGUGAAAAAGGAGAAAGAGGAAAACGUGGACCAAAAGGUCAUCCUGGAGAAAUAGGUCCAAUGGGCAUCAAAGGUCACGAAGGCGAGAAAGGUGACAAGUGUGAACGAGGAGAUCGAGGAUCUGAAGGACAAAAAGGAGAAAUGGGUCCCAUUGGAUUAAUAGGAACUAAAGGCAAUGAUGGUCCAGUUGGACUUCCAGGUGUUGAAGGUUUUCCCGGUCCCAAAGGGAUCGAAGGAGUAGCUGGAAACAAGGGUGAACAAGGAUCUCCAGGACCACCAGGUCCUCCAGGACCACCCGGUGAAUUACCGAUGUUACCACCUGAAUUGGCAGGCUUUCAGCAAAACGCUUUGGCUCGAUGGAAGCGGGAAUUCAAUGACGUCAAUACAGAAGAUAGUACAAAAUCAAAAACCGGUAAUUCGGGACCAAGUGACAAUAGCGAUGGCCCAAAAUACAUAGAUAUUGUUAGUUCCAUUUACGGUAUGAGACAAGACUUGGAACGAAUAAGAAAGCCCGUCGGAACCCGCGAUAACCCGGUUAUGACGUGUAAGGAUUUAUUUUACGGGCAUCCACAAUUUAAAGAUGGAUGGUACUGGAUUGACCCGAACUUGGGUAUGCCAUACGACGCCGUGUACGUGUACUGUAACAUGAGUAGCGGCGGAGAAACGUGCGUGUUUCCCGACAUACACUCAAGUCAAAUGCCGAACAUCCCGUGGCGUAAGGAAGGCGACAAGACGGACUGGUAUUCAAAUCUCAGGGGCGGUUUCAAAAUUACUUACGAAACGGUGGGACCGGUGCAAAUGAACUUCCUACGAUUGCUCAGCCAAAAUGGAUACCAAAACUUCACGUACACGUGCAUCAACAGUGCUGCGUGGUUCAACGCAAAAUCUAACUCGUAUGACAUGGCCGUCAAGUUUAUGGGAGAGAAUUCGGUGCAGUUUUCAUCUGAACAAGGAUCGCCCAAAGUUGACGUGUUAGUCGACGGUUGCAAAACGAGAAAAUCAAAAAGUGAAACCGUAUUCGAGAUCCGUACCAAUAAGUUAGACAGUCUGCCGUUGACAGAUUUCUAUCCUGUGGACUAUGGGUUACCACACCAAGCAUUCGGAUUCGAAGUGGGACCCGUGUGCUUCAAAUGACACGUUCGUUCGUCGCUGUUUUACGUGUUUAAAAUUAUAAUUAUUAUUAUUAUAUAAUUUUUUAUAUUAUAUUUAAUUAUUUUUAUUA